AGAAAACAAAAAAAAGAAAGAAAACAGUAAUUUUUAAAAAGAAACAAAAAUGACAGAAUAAAGUCCAAAUGAUGGGACUUUAAAAAGUUAAGAGGAACAGGAGUGUUCUGAAUUAUGGGGGUGUUUUUCUUUUCUUCCACCAAUGGAGCUGAAUCACGAUAAACUGCAGACUCUCAUCGAGAGGGCGUGGGCUUUGCACGACAGGUUGAACAAUGAAAUCGACAACAGUAUCAGCUUCUGCAGGCAUUGUUCAGACCACGGUCGCUUUUGUGAUAUUGGGCAGACCCCAUAUGAGGAAAGGAAGAGUUUGAUUCCCAUCAGAGAUUCGUUGAAAGAUGUUGAGAACACCCUUUUCCAUUUCAAGAAAUUGCAGGCUUGGCAGCUGAGAGAUAAGCAUUCGGUGCUCUGUCGAUUGGAGCAAAGCAGAUUGUUUCUUACAAAGCAAGUAACACAAUACAAAGGAAGACCCCUGGAUGUGGUGAAAGAGUUGAAUGCUUGUUUUGCCAACGUUGAUGACAAAACUUCAAUAGACAGCGAUGUGGAAGGAACUGUGAAGAAAAAUGAAGGUCGAAACACGAGGAGAGGGCUUUCUGGUUUUCUCUUUUGCUGGCUUAGAGUUUUAUUCAACCCCCGUAAGUGGCAAAAUGCUGUUGGAAUUGCAGUGAAAUUGAUUCUUAUUUCAGCCAUGCUUUCAUAUACAGUUCAAUUUUAUCAUCCCAAGCAACAAUCUUGUAGAAAUUCACAAAGGAAAUUGAUUGUUUCAGUUAUGUAUUCGAAAGAAAAAGAAGCAGAAAAAUUAGACAGUGUAUUAACUAUCUCAAAGAUGCCUCUGGAUGUUUCCUGUGGCAGAGGAUGAUUACUACAUUCAUCAUUAAUAUAAGAUGAACUUUAAACUCAAUUUC
Molecule: messenger RNA, 902 nt
Organism: Hibiscus syriacus
Lineage: Eukaryota; Viridiplantae; Streptophyta; Magnoliopsida; Malvales; Malvaceae
Exons: 2
Coding region: 143-856 (237 amino acids)
Biological process (GO): chloroplast fission
Source: RefSeq, a predicted model, not a curated record